Molecule: messenger RNA, 1986 nt
Organism: Malassezia globosa CBS 7966
Lineage: Eukaryota; Fungi; Basidiomycota; Malasseziomycetes; Malasseziales; Malasseziaceae
Exons: 1
Coding region: 1-1986 (661 amino acids)
Biological process (GO): actin cortical patch localization
Cellular component (GO): plasma membrane
Source: RefSeq, a predicted model, not a curated record
AUGACGUCGGAGUCUACAUCGAGCACUUCGCUCUCUUAUUUUGCGUCGGAAAGUCUCUGUCAAUUUUGCGUACUGGCGACGUUUCACGCAGACCAAGGGCCUGUGCUCGAGCAUAGUGUACCUGUGCACACUGGCCUCGACGAGCACAUGCUAGCCGAGCAAAUGAUCCCUGAUGGCUUACACAAAAGAGACGGUGACUGGACAUUACUGAUUCGCCGCGUCUCGGAGCUUUCGCUUCCACAUGUGCCUGAGCGACCAGCCCAUGUUGUGACCAAGUCGCCGCAUACUGAGGCUACGGAUGCAGGCGACUGCAUCUACAUUCUUAGCUCAGCGCGCACCAUUCAUACCGCCGAUGCGCGUCGCGGUGCAAAGCUUUUUGCAUUGGCUGUAGGUACGAUGCAUCCACACGUUUCCCUGCUAAAGCCUGUGCUUGUCCUGGCUCUCGACGCGUACGUCACAAACCCUAGCCCAUCCAUUCUCGUUCAGCUGCACGAAUCUUUGAACUCGUUGCCUAUAUCAACACUCUCAUGUGUCAGCUACUCGGAAAAAGUUCGUAUGCGGAGCGAUCCCAUCCUACAUGCCAUGUACCACAGUAGUGGCAACAGUACGCGCAUGGUCGCGUCGCCGUUGUCAUUCUCCAAGCAAGAUGCACCAUGCACAUCUCUCACAUCUGUCGCCACACAUAUGCAGCUGUAUUCGGCACUUUCUGCGAGUGAUGUGACGCUUCCAACGAUGCGCGAAAGUCGGCGCCAUUCUUCUGCGUCAACCAGCUCCAUGCAUAGUCGUCGCUCUUUCGUGCGCUCUCGAUAUCUAAUUUCUAAACCGCAGCAUAUGUGUGGACCGAGCCACUACUACAUCACAAGUAUUUCGUUUGGACGUGUGUGCAUUCCUAUCAGCAUUCCUUUGUACCUUUUUCCCGAGGAAGUCGGCGAAUACUCGCUAUCGCGUUUGUUUUCUACGUUUGGCUUUGUGAAGCCCUCAAGCAGCCAUGGCCUGCAGCACAAGCAGCACCAUCGUUCGCCCUUGCUCCAGCAUCAUCACCACCAGCAGCUGCUAUUGUUGCAUCCACACUUGCAUUCCAAUGGCGUCUACACACAUCCCGUCACACUUCUGUUCAAUGCGCUCAUUACACACAAGCGCGUUUUGUUUGUCGCGUAUCACUCACCUGCCACAGUCGUUGUCGAGCAUGUGCUGGCAGCAUGCGCGUUAGUCAGUGGAUGCGGCGCCGUGCUGCGUGGGUUUGUUGCAAGUUCUAUACCUUAUGUGACACUAGCGAGUUUGGACACGCUAAGAUCGAUGCGUGGAUUUAUCGCCGGCACGACGCACCCGCGGAUCGAAGAGCUUGGGUGCUGGGAUGUGUUGUGUGAUUGUGAGUCCGGACAAAUCAUUGUGUCAGCAGCAACGCCGGCCCCGCCGCCGUUCCUACCCUUUGAUGCACAAAACAACCGACACGCAAAGCGCACUUUGCGGUCGAUGAUGCGCUCAAUGCCAGAGUGGAUGCUGGGCGACGAGCGAGCAGAUGCUCCGGACGUUUUAUUCAUGCACCAACUUAUGGAGGCCGUCAAGCAGCAUGCGAGUGAAUCAUUUCUUCGACAUUGGUGCCAACUGUAUGUGCGGCAAUUUGUGGCGCUAUCCAUGCAGCACGAGCAGGCAUUUUAUGGUGUGACUUUGUGCCAUAUGCUGCCUGAUUUAAGAUUGACCUCACAAACAGCGCGCGACAUGUACUCGCUGCGCUGUCAUGCGCUGCGUAUCGAGGCUUGGCGCAUGACGCCAAGCUACCGUUGCUUUCUACGAGAUAUAGCAAACAUGAAUGGCCACUACAAGCACAUUUCUGCGACAUUUUGCCUCUCACCGUGCUCGUCACAAGCAGAUGCAACGCCUAGCGAUGGGGCAUAUGAGGCCAAGCGCAGCCAGGGGUCGUCUACACAUGAAGGACACAUUACUAAUAAUGUGCGUCGAUCCUCGUGGGAUAUAUCAGGGAAAUAA